This is a messenger RNA of Gadus macrocephalus (Pacific cod), 3622 nucleotides long. RefSeq names its product SUMO specific peptidase 1 (gene senp1). The coding region runs from base 650 to 2668 and encodes 672 amino acids. The transcript is spliced from 18 exons. Gene Ontology annotation, cellular component: nucleus. The record is from RefSeq and is a predicted model, not a curated record. NCBI's taxonomy places the organism in Eukaryota, Metazoa, Chordata, Actinopteri, Gadiformes, Gadidae. Gene Ontology annotation, molecular function: deSUMOylase activity. Gene Ontology annotation, biological process: protein desumoylation.
CAAUUGCAUGUAUGUAUGAUUGACAAUCUCAAUAGUGGAUCAAUGGCUCUGUUCCAAUUCCAAAUAUGAGUAGUUCUUUCUCUCGAGCCUCUUGUUUAGAGUUCUCUCUCUCGAGCCCUUCGGUUCCAGCGGCCACUCAUCCAAUCAAAAUGUGCGUUAGUGAGACGUCGUAUUCAGCCAUGUUGUGGUUUUGAAUGAGGAAGAAGCGGGAGACGUUUAUUCUUUAGCGAGUUUAAAUACCAUUUAAAGUGAAAGCUACGUCACGUUUUUUAAUACGUUAGCGGUUCAAAAUGAUGCUUUCUUCGCAAAAGUGGUAGUUUCGACCACUUUUAAUGCAAACAGUUGCCCAGUUUAGCCUAGCCUGCUGGGUUAGCAUUAGCUAGCCGAGAUAGUUAGCUUAGCGCGCUAGAGCUAAGCUAACUAGCUAACUUUAAGCCAACUAGCGCAGUAGCUUAGUCAAAUUAACCAGAUAACCGAUGACUUUUGCUACGGUUGUCAACGAGCCGAUAUCAACCAGCCACAGCUAAACCAGCAGUCAGUCGAAUGACGCGCACUCGCUUCAUCUGUGUGGUCAGCGGGUCUGAAAGUGACAAUAGCGGCGGCUUCUUUAUCAACAACGCGUCGUUUAUCAAUAAGUCUCAAGACGGUCAUGAUGAAUAAAAUAUACGAGUGGAUGGCCACGAGCUACGCCACUUUCCGAGAAGGAGCGCCACGGGUCAACCACUCACGGGAGGACGCUCGAGCCAAGAGGAAAAGACCAAUUGAUGGUUUGGAAGACUGUAAUGACGCCGGCCACGAAGAUGGCAGGACUGCCAAGAAGUCGCGGAGAGGUGACCUCAUGGACACCGUGAAGGGCGCGGCGGAACGGAUAAAAGACCAUGGCUCCACUGUGGCGACCUGGGUGAAGAAUAACGUUGCAACGCCCAACUCUGGCCGUUUGGAUGCUGUGUUCGCAGCUCCAUCGACAACACCAUCGGAGUGGAAGUUAAAAUCUGAAUCGUACCGAAUUGAAAAGUUUGUGAUGGGAUCCAAAGUGUGCAGGCGUCAAGUGUGCAUGAAUCUAGCCCAACGAGAAGUUGCCAAAACAAAUGGACACUCGACCACGGUCCGGCGAUGCUCUACCCCCACCACCACCGCUGUACACCCUCCCCCACGGUUAGGGAGACCCCUCAGCCUACACCCGCAUGGAACUUCAAGGUCUUACACCAGCAUGUACGAGAAGACAUUCCCCAUCAGGAUGGUGCAGAGCCCAUCACACGGCCCCUGUGGCCGUCUGCCGGGGCCCCGACGGCGCAGCGCGGUGCUGGAGCAGUCUGUGUGUGAGGAGGAGGAGAAGGAGGCCUACAGGCAGCUUCUCAAAAUUGUUUCCGGUGGCCAUUCGUCGUGCCUCAACGUGCGUUCACACCGAGAUUUCACCAGCCUUCUGAGCACCAGCAAACGGCUCCUCCAGGCCUCCACCCCUGCGGGAGCGGAGGGUGUUUCAGACGUCCCCAGCAUGAGCCCGCGGGGCCUCUCCAGCCGGUGCUCCAGCAGCCUCCCCAGCCCUGUGGAGCCCUCCGUCAGGCCCGGCACCCUGCCGUGGUCCCCAGGGCUCAGCUCCACGGGGGCAGCCAGCAUUCAGUCAGUCCCCUCGCCUGGUGCCGUCCUGGACACCUCCUCUCGGGACAGUCUGUCGUCAGCUCACGAUGGGGACUCGGUAAUAAUUGUAAAAGAAGAAAGGAGUAAAAAGCCAAAUCCUCCAAGUGUCCCCUGCUUCAAAGCUGAGUUAUGGAUCAAAGAAUUGACUAGUAUGUAUGACUCUCGCGCUCGAGAGAGGCGGAGACAGAUCGAGGAGCAGGAGGCGUUGGCGGCAAUGCUCCUGCGCCAGCGGCUGUCCGGAGAUGGGCAGUUGAUCCCCAAGGUGGAGGUCCACAUUCGGGUUCCCCUAGAGAAGGAGGUCCCGCUGACUCCCCUCAUAAAAGAGCCAAAGAAGCUGGUUGAGAAACCAGAAUUCCCUGAGCUUGUCGAGGAGAUGGAGGACGAGGUGAGCAGGGUGCUGAAGGGAGGCAGUCCACAUGAAGUCCUAAGUGAAGGAUUUGGCCUCAGCCUCACGCGCAAAGACCUGCAGACACUCGGCAGCCUUAAUUGGCUCAAUGAUGAGGUCAUCAACUUCUACAUGAACCUGCUGGUGCAGCGCAGCAAAAGUCCCGGCAUGCCCACUGUCAACACGUUCAACACAUUCUUCUUCCCCAAGCUGCGCACCAGCGGCUAUUCCGCUGUCCGUCGCUGGACCAAAAAGAUGGACAUCUUUGCCGCCGACAUCCUUCUGGUGCCCGUCCACCUGGGGGUGCACUGGUGCCUCUCGGUGGUGGAUUUUCGCAAGAAAGUCAUCAUGUACUACGACUCCAUGGGGGGGAACAACGAUGAAGCCUGUCAGACGUUGUUACAAUACCUGAAGCUGGAGAGCAAGGACAAGAAGGGCAAAGAAAUAGAUACCUCAGGCUGGACUCUGCACAGUAGGAGACGAAAUGAAAUCCCCCAGCAGAUGAACGGGAGCGACUGUGGCAUGUUCACGUGUAAAUAUGCAGAGUAUAUCACCAAAGACAAGGCAAUAACAUUUACACAGAGACACAUGCCCUACUUCAGGAGAAGAAUGAUCUGGGAGCUGCUCAACCGGAAACUCUUGUGAGAGUCAACACGCGCCAGGCUCAGGAUGUCUUAACGUUGUUUGAGACGGCCACACCCUUCAAUACAACACUCUAUUGAGGUUCUCUCUGACAUACUCUUGGACCUCGCCCUGCCAUACAGCCACGUCUACAGCCUGGCCUCUGGGCUGGGUCGGACAUGUUUUGAAGGUGAAAGCACUGCCUCCCGUGACUGGACCAAGUUGCCAUUUGGGAUGCUCCAUCAUUGACAUUGCAGGUCAAGUGAUGACUUUAUUUUUGUAUUUGCCAUCAAGAACUGUAGGAAUGGGGAUUCCCUAUUUUGAUAAGUCACACUCAGACUCUAACCUUGCUGAAGUGUAGUGUUUGGGAGCACAUAUUGAUGCAGACACCCAUGGAUUUCAUCUUGUUUUAGUAUGCAAUUCAAAGAACACCAGACUGGAUCCAUACUUCAGAUGUCCUUUAACGGGGCCAUCGUUUCAAUUCAUUUCCUUGCCUACCGGAGAGGUUCAAAUGUUGAAUUGUAAAAGUUCAAAAACCUUGUCCUUACAUUGAUUGGAUUAGGGUUCAUGUGGUCUGAAGAGGCAACAUUUGAAACAAAGGAGAGCAUAAAAUGUUUUUAUGUUCGGUGUCAUAAUCUUUUCAAUGUGCCACUUUCAUGGAGUAUGUUUUGAAAUGCGAAGUGUUAAUAUGGAUCGCACUAUGGGAUUUGGACGUCUCAUGCGAAGUCUGUCAAGUCUUUAUUCCAGCUGGUAACACACACGGGUUGAGCUGCAUUCUCCUGUGUUAUCAUGAGAGGUGCUCGAGUCUCCAACGGCAGCUUUUGGGUAUUCAGGAUAUUUUCACCUUUGAACACAGGCCUAAGCAAUCGGCCUCAUGGACAGUGUAUUUAAUAUACAUUUUUAUACUUUUUUUUACGUUUUGUUAACUUGUUAACUUAACUUUUAGAAAUAAAUCUCUUGUGUAUUGUGUGCUUUCAA